This is a messenger RNA of Arvicanthis niloticus (Nile rat), 1532 nucleotides long. RefSeq names its product G protein-coupled receptor 45 (gene Gpr45). Gene Ontology annotation, biological process: G protein-coupled receptor signaling pathway. Gene Ontology annotation, cellular component: membrane. Gene Ontology annotation, molecular function: G protein-coupled receptor activity. The record is from RefSeq and is a predicted model, not a curated record. NCBI's taxonomy places the organism in Eukaryota, Metazoa, Chordata, Mammalia, Rodentia, Muridae.
CGAUUCAAGGGCCCUAGAGAUCCUACAACAUCAAAUGAAAAGAUGAAGCCAGCCGACAGAAGAUGAAAGACACCCGAGCGCUGGAGGGUUCCCUUGUAGCCACUUCUAUCCAGGUCCCAAGUUUCUCUUCACCAUGGCCUGUAACAGCACACCCAUGGGGACUUACGAACAUCUGCUGCUGAAUGUGAGCAACACUUUGGACCCCGGGGCCACCCCAUUGUCUGCACCGCUCAGGAUCUCGCUGGCAAUAAUGAUGCUGCUGAUGAUCGUGGUAGGAUUCCUCGGCAACACGGUGGUCUGCAUCAUUGUGUACCAGAGGCCAGCCAUGCGUUCAGCCAUCAACCUGCUGCUGGCCACCUUGGCCUUCUCCGACAUCAUGCUGUCCUUAUGCUGCAUGCCGUUCACGGCCAUCACCCUCAUCACUGUUCGUUGGCACUUCGGGGACCACUUUUGUCGGCUUUCAGCUACUCUCUAUUGGUUUUUUGUCCUAGAGGGCGUGGCCAUCCUGCUCAUCAUUAGCGUGGACCGAUUCCUCAUCAUCGUGCAGCGUCAGGACAAGCUGAACCCACGAAGGGCUAAGAUGAUCAUCGCGGCCUCCUGGGUGCUGUCUUUCUGCAUCUCUGUGCCCUCCUUCACUGGUUGGACGUUCAUGGAGGUGCCUGCUCGGGCCCCACAAUGUGUGCUGGGCUACACUGAGUUCCCAGCUGAACGCGCCUAUGUGGUGACAUUGGUGGUGGCAGUGUUCUUUGCGCCCUUCGGCGUCAUGCUGUGCUCCUAUCUGUGCAUCCUCAAUACGGUGCGGAAGAACGCUGUCCGGGUGCACAACCAGUCGGACAGUCUGGACCUCAGACACCUGACUGGGGCCGGCCUGAGACGUCUCCGGCGGCAGCAGCAGCAGGCCAGCCUGGACCUGAGCUUCAAAACCAAGGCCUUCACCACCAUCCUCAUCCUCUUCGUGGGCUUUUCGCUCUGCUGGCUGCCGCAUUCAGUCUACAGCCUGCUGUCUGCGUUCAGCCGGCGGUUCUAUUACAGCGCCUCCUUCUACACCACCAGCACGUGCGUCCUGUGGCUCAGUUACCUCAAGUCUGUCUUCAACCCCAUCGUCUACUGCUGGAGGAUCAAGAAAUUCCGCGAGGCCUGCAUAGAGUUGCUUCCCCAAACUUUCCAAAUCCUCCCUAAAGUGCCUGAGCGGAUCCAGAGGAAAAUCCAGCCAAGCACCAUAUAUGUGUGCAACGAAAACCAAUCCGCUGUCUAGGGAGCAGAUCAGAGCAGGCCAACAGACCACUCAAAUGGUCGCGGCCCAGACUCUGCUCCCUAGCCUUUAGCUGUCUGCGUUUUGUGGUAACUACACAAGCACAAAGGUACUCAUUUGUUACCAGGUGAUCUGUGGCUUUCAAUUUUCCAGUUUCCAUAAGAUGAAUUAUUAUUUUCUCUUUCUCAGAAAAACCAUAGAUAGCUCUCAUGGGAAUAGGGGCUUGCAGAAGUCGGCUAGAAAGUGAGAAGGGAUGGGGGGAAGCAAACUGCGAAGCUGG